GAAGCAUCAACAGGGAUAUGUCCACCUGUGGUGUUUUCCACUCCAUUGGAUCAGACCUCACACGCACAAGAGGCAGGUCCAAAGCACAUCAAAAUGGCUCUAUAAGAAAUGAGCAGACUGUUUCAAGGGCAAGGGAUCAUGGAAACACCCCCACAAGCCGGGCUGAGCCAGUAGCUUCCAGAGAGAGUUUUGUACCAGGGAAUGAGAAUGCCAGAGCAAAUGGAAAUGCCGAUCACUUCAAUGGGGUUGACACAGGUAUCUGCAGUAUGUCCACCCAGGACAAGCGGUCCAGGAAAGCAAGCACGGUUAAGGAGCCUAUCCUUCAGUACAUGAAGCGCCAGAAAUCUCAAGCUCUCUGAAAUGCUUUGGGGUAUGGUAUGCUAUGGUGACCAUUCCCUAAUCAUUUUUUGAAUUCUGUUUCCACUACUAGUUGAAUAUGCAGAAACAUUUUCUACAUUCUUCCCUUUCUGGUUCUAUACCUCUUUUUUUUUUUUGUGGUUAUUAAUUAGAGAAAAUGUUAGAAUCAUGACAAAUGAAAAAGGAUCAUCAAAUUUUCACAUUUUAUAGGGAGACAUGAAUAAUAAUGAAAAAAUUAAUAGA
Camellia sinensis is the source of this 600-nucleotide messenger RNA. Lineage: Eukaryota; Viridiplantae; Streptophyta; Magnoliopsida; Ericales; Theaceae. The record is from RefSeq and is a predicted model, not a curated record.